This is a messenger RNA of Canis lupus familiaris (dog), 2128 nucleotides long. Its product is annotated as calcium-binding mitochondrial carrier protein SCaMC-1-like. Lineage: Eukaryota; Metazoa; Chordata; Mammalia; Carnivora; Canidae. Gene Ontology annotation, biological process: transmembrane transport. Gene Ontology annotation, molecular function: ATP transmembrane transporter activity; calcium ion binding. The coding region runs from base 35 to 1531 and encodes 498 amino acids. The transcript is spliced from 10 exons. The record is from RefSeq and is a predicted model, not a curated record. Gene Ontology annotation, cellular component: mitochondrial inner membrane.
GGGGCGGGGCUGGACCCCACGGGCCGGCCGGACCAUGCUGCGCUGGCUGCGGGGCUUCGUGCUGCCCACGGUGGCCUGCCAGGAGGACGAGGACUCCUUCGGCUACAAGAUCCUCUUCCAAAACCUGGACCGCGACGGGGACGGCUUGGUGGACAUUGUCGAGCUCCAGGAGGGGCUGAGAAACUGGAGCUCCUCGUUCGGUGUGAACUCUGGGGCUGUGAGUGACCGAGGGGCGCGCCCGGGAGCGUGGGGAGCUGUGCCGAGAAGUCGUUCCAAGAACCGCCUUGAGAUUUUUAAAGCUGGAAAUACCAAUGACGAUUCAGGAUUGGACUUUGGAGAAUUUAUGCAGUACCUUAAAGACCACGAGAAAAAAAUGAGGCUGGCAUUUAAUAGUCUGGACAAAAAUAAUGAUGGAAUAAUAGAAACUUCAGAAAUAAUUGCUGCUUUGAAAUCACUGGGUAUGCAUAUUUCUGAAGCUCAGGCAAAAAAAAUUCUACAAAGCAUCGAUGGUGAUGGAACAUUGACAGUAGACUGGGAUGAAUGGAAGUACUACUUUUUACUUCAUCCUGCAACAAAUAUUGAUGAAAUUGCUCGUUUCUGGAAGCAUUCUACUAUAAUUGACAUAGGGGAGAGUAUAUCUAUUCCAGAUGAAUUUACUGAAGAAGAAAAGCGUUCUGGAGAUUGGUGGAGGCGUUUGGUGGCAGGAGGAAUAGCUGGUGCAGUUGCAAGGACAUGCACAGCACCAUUUGACCGCUUGAAAGUCAUAAUGCAGGUUCAUAGUACAAAGUCAAGGAGAAUGAGAUUGAUUGGCGGUUUUGAGCAGAUGUUAAAAGAAGGAGGAAUUCGCUGUCUUUGGCGGGGAAAUGGUGUAAAUAUUUUUAAAAUUGCACCUGAGACAGCGCUCAAGAUUGGAGCCUAUGAACAGUAUAAGAAGUGGCUUAGUUUUGAUGGUGCUAAAAUAGGAAUUAUUGAGAGGUUUAUAUCUGGCUCAUUGGCUGGUGCAACUGCCCAGACCUGUAUUUACCCCAUGGAGGUUCUAAAGACCAGACUGGCUCUAGGUAAAACUGGACAGUAUUCAGGGAUCAUUGAUUGUGGCAAGAAGCUUCUCAAACAAGAAGGUGUUAGAACCUUUUUCAAAGGUUAUAGUCCCAACUUGCUAGGCAUUCUACCUUACGCAGGUAUAGAUUUUGCUGUUUAUGAGCUUUUGAAGAAUUAUUGGCUAGAACAUCAUGCAACAGAGUCUGUAGACCCUGGGAUAAUGAUUUUGCUGGGAUGUAGUACAUUGUCUCACACUUUUGCUCAGAUAGCCACCUUUCCUCUGAACCUUAUCAGAACUCGCAUGCAGGCUCAAGCACUGGAAGAAAAAGGAACAACAACUUCUAUGAUUCAUCUUGUUCAAGAGAUAUAUUAUAAUGAAGGAAAAAGGGGAUUUUUCAGAGGUCUCACCCCAAAUAUCAUAAAGUUGCUUCCUGCAGUAGUCAUCAGCUGUGUAGCUUAUGAAAUAGUGAGACAACAUCUGGAAUUAAUUUAAAAAUGAAAUAUCAAAUUGUCAUUACCAAAAUCACUUAAUUGUAAGAUAAUACCUGGCUUGUAAAGAGAAGUUGGUCUUUUCCUAAAAGGAAAGACAUAUCAAAUAAUUGUCAAAACAUUUUUUCUUUAUCUAUUACAAAAUUUAUAAGUUAAAUAACCCUUUUGGUAAAGUUCUUUCAUAAUUUAAAAUUCUUAAUAUCCACAGGCUCCUAUUUACAUUUCCCACUCUUCUCCCCUGAGUCCUAACUUGAAACUUGUUUUUAUUGGGUUUGGAUCUACCGUGGUAACAUUAUAAAACAUUUGGUCACUUGCAGCCACUGAGUUAACCUUUUCCUAUUUAAAUAUUUUUUUGAAAGGCUGAGCUUGAAAAUGUCUAAUACACUAAAACAAAAAUCAUUGCAUUUAAAAUUGAUGUUACAGCAAAUGAUCACAGUUCAUGUCUCUUUUUUAAGCAAAAAGGAACAUUGCUUUCAUAAUGUCUUCACAGUUCCUUCUAUCAGAUUGUGGAUGGAAUAAUGAUAGCACGAUAGCAUAUUUCUCUUCUUCAGGUACUUUAUUUGUAAAUAUAAACACUGUUGGUUCAUUUUUUUUCUUUAUA